AUGCCGUGCCCACUCAACUUGUUCUCUCUCAUCACUGCCUUCUUGGCACUCGCGGCUGCCAUCGCUGUUCCACCGUCCUCGCAUUCAUCUCCAGACCCGCGUGCCCUGGCGAAGCGCAUUCUUCAAAAGAGAUACAACACCCACACACUCACCUCGAUCAGCUGUGGUGGCUACUCUACGGCGGACACUGUCGACACUGGCAAGAACAUCAACAAUCUCAACAACGGUGACGAGAAGACUGUCGCAGCUGGAACAUGUAACCGCAUUGGCUGUUACAACACGAGCGGGGUGUACGUCUGCAACGACAACGAUUUCGACAUUACCUUCACGGGCGCGGACGGUAGUGCUUUUGCCGGACUGAUCCUCGGUGUCUGCUACGACGGUGGAGAAGGGCAUCAUCCUGUGUCGGGGCAGGCCUUCACUUCUGAUAACGACGGUUUUAACGUCGUUGUCGGAUUCUGCGACAAUGACGACGACGUCGCAACAAAGCCCAGCGACUAUACUCCACCUGGUCCGAAUGGCAACGCGCCAAUCAACUGCGGCGGCAACAGCGAUACGACCUGCAGUCUCGGUUCUUGUUCCUCGAACCUAGCGGUCGCGACUCAAGAAAACACUCCUUGCGAUGAGUAUCUCGGUCCGAACACCAUCGGACCCGGUGCCCAAUACACCUACAGCACCACCCGCACGAUCGGAACCACAUGGACUGUCGGCUUCGAUCUUGGUAUCGACAGUAGCGAACUAGCCACAGUCGCCGGCAGCGCAGGCUUCUCCGCAUCCUUCUCCAAAACCACUCUCGUCGGUGACUCCUCCGGCGUCUCUCAGAGCUGCGGCAGCACCGACGCCACGGGAAACUUUACCUGCGAUCUGAUCGUCGCGCCCGGCUGUUAUCACAUGACCGGCACAUGCAUGACCGAGAUCAGUUCCACGUACAGCAUCCUCGUGCCCUUCGACACCACACAACCGCAGGCGGACGCGGAGGACGGGCAGGGGGUGUGGAGCUCGCAAAUCUGUACUUGUCAGAACUGCUGCGACUGGGCCAAUGCGGCUGCGCCCCCUUUUGCAUGUCCUCAGGACUGCGCAACCUGCAAACCGCUCGAAGACGGCUGUCCAGCCUGA
This is a messenger RNA of Saxophila tyrrhenica, 1116 nucleotides long. RefSeq lists its product as uncharacterized. Bases 1 to 1116 code for a protein of 371 amino acids. The transcript has 10 exons. NCBI's taxonomy places the organism in Eukaryota, Fungi, Ascomycota, Dothideomycetes, Mycosphaerellales, Extremaceae. The record is from RefSeq and is a predicted model, not a curated record.